AUGGAUCUUGUUGUGACGGUCACGAGCAAGGGGAACGUGGAUGUUUGGAGAUUGAACGGGCAAAGAGUCUUUGGUUCAUGUUUCCCCAAAGAAGAAGACGAUGAUGAUGAUGGUGGUGACGGCGGUGGUGACAUGGACGGGCACGCUGCAGCAGAGAAAGGCACCAGAGGAAACGUGAGGGCCGUUGCCUGGAGGAGAGACGGUCAAAUCCUCGCGAUUGCCUGUGCGGAUGGCAGUCUGUCUCUCAUAAACGCCUUUACGGGCAAAAUCGCUCAUCGGAUUCCCCGUCAAAAUCGGCAACGCACGACUUCUACUUCAUCGCCGCAACUACAGACGCAGACACGAAGACAGAGUUCCAGAGUCUCCUCCUUUACUAAUUCCCCGACCACAACCUUGCGACCAGCAAUCACAACCAUCUCCUGGACCACACAUUUCGUCGACCCCUCUCCAACCACCGUCCGCUCUCAGCUUGAUGCGUCGAAUUCAACAGUCUCACUCGAUCAGAUUCUCAGCCUCCGCGCCGACGUAGAUAGACUUCUCCAGCUGAAAGCCGAUUUGCCCCGCGAGCUUAGCAGCAUUGACGUGGAAGUAUCCUUGCCGAGGCUCGCAACACUACCCCCUACCGGUCUGGGUGCGGACGAUGAUGUGUUUAGUACGCGGAGCAGUGUGGAUGUUCUGUUUCACGGAGGUGGCAGUAACGGAUCCGCCGGGCCUGGCGGUGUCGAUGCUCUACUCGUCGGGUUAAGUAAUGAGAAUGGCGGAUGUGCGGCUCAGUUGAGGGUUUUUGAUUCCUUCGACAUAGGAACUGUCGAUCUGACGGGAGUUCUCCCUCCAGGACAAGCGGCUGGAAGAACGUCAAGGGUGCUGAGAAUGGAAAGCCAUCCAUUCAUGUCAACAGUGUUCUUGGUUAUCGAACAGUCGCCAAGGGAAGGGACCGCUUCAUCGCUACAUCUCCUCAGCCUUGACUUGAGCUUCAUACCACAGACUGGACGGAACUUGCCGCUCGUGGCGAGGAAAGUCUCACAGCUAGGCUAUCUGCUAAGAUACAUCUCGCAGGUACGGACGCAAUUGGUCGCCGAGGUCAAAGCCGCAUUCGACUUACCGGGCAGAUUCCUCCGCAAUAUCAACGAAUCCCUGGCAGAAGGAGACGAGAACGCGGAUUUCACCUUCGCAGCCCAUCAUCUCGCCGUUACCGGAAUUUGCAGCCCGAAACUGAAGGAGUGGUUGGUCGACGAGGUUGGAGACAGGGGUCUUAAGCGAUGGGAGAACGCCGUGGGCGACUGCCUCGAGGUGGUGAGGAGGAUGACGAGUGAGUGUCUCCUUCCUGCGUUGGAGAGGAGUCUGGCUGUGUUGUCAAGACUCGACGGCCUUGCCAGGUUUGGGCCCACUAGUUCCAAGCUUGGACUGGACCAGAAGAACGUGGAGAGGCUGACGGAGACCAUCGAUGCAUUGGGCAUCCUCGGCGAGGAUCUCCUGCUUGAUGUCGUCGCCGAAACAAGAGAAUUUGCGGCGUUUAUCAAAUGGCUCAAAUGGGAGUGCGAAGUCGAGGCGCUGGAGGAGGAUAGCGAAAGGGCGGAAGAGAUGCGAGAGUCCUGGACGGGAGAGGGAGAGUUGAGGCUAGUAUUGGAUUAUGUGGGAGGUGCUAUGAAAGAAAGUCGAUUGAACAAAUACCUUCUGGGAGAGGCCAAGGAGCAAGAAGCUGGGUUGCUUGCAUCCUUCGAUGACGAUUCGGAUUUGGGGUUCUACGCCGACUUCACGAAACUCAGAGCCAGUGGGAACAAAGACAAGAGCAUGCCUACACUGAGCGAACUGGUCGACAGAUUGCAGAGGCAAUGUGAAGCGGUCUUUGCACGGAUUGCAGAAACAUUCAGGGAGAGCAUCCUCACGAGCUAUCUGCAGGAGCUGCCCAGUGAGUGCGCUGGCGACAACAUGGACGUCAGAAUCAUCCCCGACGACGCCGAUCCAAAUCUGUACAGGCUCUUUGUCAUGUCCAAGGAUCGUACGGCGAAAGCCCAUCUUCGGCACGUGGUGGUCCAGCUACAACAAGGAGCUGGAAAGGGUGUCAAACACACAAUGGCGUCGAACUCGCUUACAAUUCCUGAUGUGCUGGAGGUCCUCGAUGCGAAAUUUAUCGACGACGAAGCACUUCUGGUCCUUGGCGAGACCGCGUCUGACGUCAACAUCUACUGGAAAGAGAUCACUGUUGACGGCGGAGGAUCCUGGGAUGUCCGGCACGUUUUCCACCGCGGGAGGAUAGAUGGUGCGAUGAAGCCUGUGAAGCUUGAUGUAAAUGGCCGAGUCGGGAGAAGAGUGGUCACCGUCCUCGACGAAAGUGGGCUGGGUCUUGUGGUUUUGGACUUGGACGCCGAAGACAAAGCUCGCGACGCCACUGAUGGAGAAGACGAGCUCAUGGCGGAAUGAUCAAAGGACAUCCAGGAAGCGCUCGAGAGGGUGCGAACCGCUCCUGGCAAGAGACUGAGGGGAGGUCAACAGAACCAAGGCCGCGCAAAGCCUGGCUCCGGUGAACCGAGAGGGUUGUCUGUUUUGAGACGAGCAUGUAGGAUUAGCAGCCGCAUCGUAGGUCUGAAUGAUUCUGUACUACCGCAACAUAUGUACGAGGGACAGGUAGGGCAAGAGUGUGACGGG
Cladophialophora immunda is the source of this 2646-nucleotide messenger RNA. RefSeq lists its product as uncharacterized. The transcript has 2 exons. Gene Ontology annotation, cellular component: nuclear periphery; anaphase-promoting complex. Bases 1 to 2421 code for a protein of 806 amino acids. Gene Ontology annotation, biological process: protein K11-linked ubiquitination; anaphase-promoting complex-dependent catabolic process; positive regulation of mitotic metaphase/anaphase transition. Gene Ontology annotation, molecular function: protein binding. The record is from RefSeq and is a predicted model, not a curated record. Lineage: Eukaryota; Fungi; Ascomycota; Eurotiomycetes; Chaetothyriales; Herpotrichiellaceae.